GAACUGGAACGCGUUAAAAAAAUGAAGUUCGCUGAAUAGGGAAUUGAAUGUUUGGACAUAUUUUAAACUUUAUUUUGUCAAAAUUCUUCUCUUUAAAUUGGUACUAGACAAUAAAAUAUAUUGUUAUUCAAUAAUGGAUAAACAUAACAGUUCAGAACUAUUAAGUUCCGACUUUUCGCUAUCCAAGAAUGCAAGUUCUGAUUCAUUGGAUUCUGAUUCUAAAUCAAGUUCUUUGAAUUCUAAACACGGACAGGACUCCCCCCAUGUCCUCGGAGAUAUACAGCUGUUGGAUGGUGAAAAGGUUACAAGUGUAGCUCGUGAUGUAACUUAUUUGUGCCCAUACAGUGGACCAACGAGGGGAGUCCUGAAAGUGACAAACUAUCAACUUCACUUUAGACCAACUGAUCCUAGUGCUACUCUAGGUACAUUGAGUGUGCCACUGGGGGUUGUUUCUCGAAUUGAAAAAGUUGGUGGUGCUUCUUCCAAAGGUGAAAACUCAUAUGGAAUAGAAAUUUUUUGUAAGGAUAUGAGGAACUUAAGAUUUGCACACAGACAAGAGAAUCAUUCACGUCGUGGUAUAUUUGAAAAACUGCAGCAGCUAGCUUUUCCUCUGUCACACCGACUUCCGAUGUUUGCAUUCAGUUAUUCUGAAAGUUUCCCUGAAGAUGGUUGGCAUGUGUAUGAACCCAUUGCUGAGCUGAGACGAAUGGGUGUAAGCAAUGACAUGUGGCGCAUAACACGAAUAAACGAUAAGUAUGAAGUGUGUGAUAGCUAUCCGUCUAUAUGGGCAGUCCCUUCUGCAGCUGAUGAUGAUUUACUACGAUCAGUGGCAACAUUUAGAUCACGUGGCCGCAUUCCUGUACUAUCCUGGAUUCAUCCUAACUCCCAAGCUACAAUAACCAGGUGCAGUCAACCGUUAGUUGGGGUAAGCGGCAAGCGAAGUCGUGAAGAUGAAAGGUACAUUCAACUAAUUAUGGAUGCAAAUGCCCAGGCUCAUAAACUUUUCAUCAUGGAUGCUCGUCCCACUGCUAAUGCUGUCGCCAAUAAAGCCAAAGGAGGAGGUUACGAGUCUGAAGACGCGUAUCAGAAUGCGGAUCUGGUGUUCUUGGACAUUCAUAACAUUCACGUCAUGAGAGAAAGCUUACGGAAACUAAAGGAAUUAUGCUUUCCACAGAUUGAUCAAUCCAAAUGGUUCAGCGGAAUAGAAGCCAGCUGUUGGCUGAAGCACAUCAAAUGUAUUCUGGCUGGUGCUGUCCGUAUUGUUGAUAAGGUUGAGAAUCAUAAGACGUCGGUGCUCGUGCAUUGUUCGGAUGGCUGGGACCGCACGGCUCAACUGACGGCGCUGUCGAUGUUAAUGCUCGACCCUUACUACAGAACACUUCGAGGAUUCCAAGUUCUAAUAGAAAAGGAGUGGUUAUCUUUUGGACAUAAAUUUCAAUUGCGCAUCGGGCACGGCGACGAGCGACACUCGGACGCGGACCGCUCGCCCGUGUUCGUGCAGUGGGUGGACUGCGUGUGGCAGCUGCAGCAGCAGUUCCCGACGGCGUUCGAAUUCACAGAACGACUCCUAAUAACUAUAGUCGAUCACCUAUAUUCGUGUCGCUUCGGAACCUUCCUGUUCAAUACUGAACGGGAAAGGGUAAAGGAAGAAGUGAAGACUAAGACCGUAUCUCUAUGGUCUUAUAUAAAUAGUCGUCAAGAUUUGUAUUUGAAUGCGCUUUACUGGGGCUCGUCGUCCGGCGCCACGUCGCCCUCCUCGCCGUACUCGAGGCCUCCCGUCGUGCUAGUUCCUGUCGCUUCAUUAAGGGUCAUCAAACUGUGGAAAGCGCUGUACUGCAGAUGGAACCCAAUAAUGAGGCAGCAGGAUCCGAUAUACCAAAGAUCACGUGAGCUGGUGGCUCUCCGCGCGCAGCUGGAGGCGGCGGUGGCGGCGGCCGCCGGGGACCACGCCGCCAAGCAACACCGCCGCGGCCUCACGCCGCCCAGGGUCGCCAGCCCGCACCAUGUCUGAACACCACAGGAACCCCACCGGACCCCGCGCACAUCUUAAGAUAUUCUAGAAAAAUCCUAACGUCCAGAAGGUAACCUGCGGAUGAAAUUUCUUAAACACCUCUAGAUUACGAAAGAAUGCCAGGAUACUUCUAUUAAAAUUUAUACAAAUAUCCUUGCCACAUAGUUUUGUAAAAGCAUAUUUUACAUUUUUAACCUCCUCAGGGACAUUGGCACAUAAUAUGUGUCUAUUAAUUUUAUUUUAAAUUAUCUAUGUUUCAUUCUAUGCUAAAUAGCCACUUAUGUGGGUAUUUUAUUUUAAUGAAUAAUCACUAUAUUUGUUUUUUAGUAACUUUUUUUUUACUUGUUGAAUUGUUUUCAAAAUAAAAUGACCAAAUCGUAAUAAAUAAUAAAUUAAAUUCUUGUUUUUUGUACUUUAUUUUUUUUCCCCUGAAGAGGUUAAACAGUAAAGAGUCAAGACGAAAAAUGGACAGCUAUUAUAGGUAGUUUUCCAAUUACAGCACAAGAGCGCAUUAUGCGGCAUAAUGCUCAACGUUGAAUGUUCCAACUACAGCAACGCUUCGCACAAUCGAGCACUCUCAAAAGUACUGCUCUCGCGUGAUACUCGCAAUCGAUACCGACUCAGUGACAGAAAAUUGAUAAGUGUUUUUUCUUUAAGUUUUAAGGCAUUGAUCGAAAUUUUGUUUAUAUUAUCGUUAGUAAUAUUAUUUAAUGUUGAAAAAAAUUGUAAGGCUUUCGUUUCGUCGUAGUUUCUUAGAAAUAAUCAAUGUUAAUUAAAACUGUGCUAACUUAGCGCACUCUGCUGAUGCAUUUGAAAACUAAUUCACGUUCCAAUUAAGCUUCAGCAUAAUUCGGCAUUGUGCGUCACUGAGUCGCGUUAUGCUCUGUAAUUGGAAAACUAUCCAAAUCACGCAAGCAUUUCAAUUGUUUUUAUAUUCCGUUUAUAAUAUUGUCAGGGAUAAGUACUAAGGAGCUGAAUAUGUUUGUUAUGUGAUUACUAUUGUACACAGCUGUCAUGUCCCCCCUCCCGCACCCCUCUCCACCUCCCGAACUCCCGUCCCGUCUUAACGAUAAGUCUUUUAAUCUAUGUGGUAUUGUUCAAACGAUGUCAACACCAAUGUCUAAAAAACAUAUUGAAGCGUAAAAGUUAAAAUAUAUAAUUUUAAAUAUGAAAUAUUUAUUUAAUAAUUUUUUUGUGUAUUUUUGUAAUAAAUUAUAGUGUUGCCUUUAAAUAGAAAUAACGAGUUAUGCAUUUAUUUUAGUUAAGUAAUUUAAACACUACAAUAAUUUAAUACACUGUUAAAUAAAGAAAAUAAAAAUCAAUAUUAUAUUUAAGUUGUAAUGUGUAAAAAAGAAUAUUUUUAUGUGACGUUCGCUUAUAUUGGAACUUCGCGAUAUUGCAUCGCCAACAAAGAGCUAACAACGAUCUUUAAUGAUUACUAAUGAUUUCUAUAAAAACGAAAUUCAAACACUUCAAGCUGUCAACGAAUAUUUUGCUAUGCGAUUUUCAACCUUAAGAAUAUAUUCUUAAGCCGGUAGCAUUAAAGUCUUAAACGUAAUUAAUAAAAAUAGCAGUAGUUUAUUGUGUCACAACCCAAAUACGUUUAGGAUGGAUAAAUGAAUUGAAAAAAAGCGAGAUUUUGAUAUUAAAAUGUGUACGUAGUUAUUGAUCAUUACAUUUACGGAUUAAUUUCGGAUGGAACAUAAAGACAAGAAUAAAUUCUAAAUUUGCUGUUAAUCAUAUUACUAUGUACUUGUGAGAAUUGAAAAUAUCUUUCUUGGUCAUUGAAGUUUUUUAUUGUAUAGAUUAGUGAAGGUGUUUACGCCCCACCUUGUUUUUUUUAUGAAGAAAGGACUUUUGUUGGCCCGGAGGCCUUUCCAGUUUGACCAAGAUAGGUGGGCGAGCACGGGCUUAGCCAGGAGAGGCUCCACCUAGUGUGAGACGGUUAACGGAAGCCAUAGCUAAUACAAUGUGAUUCCAGCCUCUUUUCCUGAGAUAUUAGGUCUCACUUGUACAGUAUAUCAGAGUAUAGCAGCUGCUCCCAACCCUUGAAGCCUCAAUGCAGGACUGCUUUGUGGCAGAAAUAAGAUGAUGGUACGGACUUAUAGUACACUGCACCAGUAAUUAAUUAUUUCACUGUAGUAAGUGGCUCCCUCCUUUAGCAGCCUACGUAAUUUGUACGUCCGAUACUCUAGGUACGUUUCGAAAUAUCCAUAAUAAGAAAUGUAUACAUUAUUUUAAAGAUAUUUAUUAUUAAACUAAAGUAUUUUUGUUAGUAGAAACCCUUAAGUUUUUAACACAUUUUUAUUUAAGUCAUUUUCUGGUAUUUCAUAUCGAAAAAUUUAAAUGCUUUUAAUAUUUACUCUAGAAAAAUUAAAAGUGCAUUGAAAACGUCUUAUAAUACGUAUUAUUCAAAAUAUGUGACAAACGUGUAAAUUAGUUAUUAAGUUUAUAGUUGUGUAAAUAUGAAAAAUAUAAAAAUGUUAUUAUAUGCCUUGAUUUAAU
Bombyx mori (domestic silkworm) is the source of this 4516-nucleotide messenger RNA. It is a transcript of the gene mtm, whose product is annotated as myotubularin-related protein 2. The transcript is spliced from 12 exons. Gene Ontology annotation, molecular function: phosphatidylinositol-3,5-bisphosphate 3-phosphatase activity; phosphatidylinositol-3-phosphate phosphatase activity. Bases 134 to 2011 code for a protein of 625 amino acids. Gene Ontology annotation, cellular component: membrane; cytoplasm. Gene Ontology annotation, biological process: phosphatidylinositol dephosphorylation. Lineage: Eukaryota; Metazoa; Arthropoda; Insecta; Lepidoptera; Bombycidae. The record is from RefSeq and is a predicted model, not a curated record.